AUGCCAAACGGCUAUAGUCACUCAAUGGCUGUGGAUCAUGAUCCGGCCGAAGUCGACAUGACGACCAAAAGCGAGCCUAGUUCUCCCGAACCCACCGAGUCUCAUCCCGUCUCCGAGUCCUCCCCCGAGCAUGAUGCCGCCGAUGAUUCAUAUGACGCAGAGUCUCAAGCAUCGGACCCUGAAGAUGAAGACGUUGUGAUGGGUCACAGUGGCGAUGAUCCCAAUCCGUCCAGCCGUGAAAACUCUUCAUCACCGCAACCCGACCAAGAUGGGAAGCGUAGGUCGUCGCCGGCAGACGAAACGGAGUACAUGCGACAAAAUCCAGAUCUUUAUGGUUUACGACGCAGUGGUCGGGCGCGCCCAACCCGCCAUAUUGUCGAUUCGUCAGACUCUGACUCUGACGCGGUUGCUUCUCGCCCGAAGCGCCGGCGCAAAGAACCCUCCCAGCAGCCCUCAAAAACCUCGCGGUCGGCGACUGCCUCAUCGUUCUCAGAAUCCGACAGUGACGAAUAUGGUGGGAAGUCAAGUAAGGCUAGGCGCCGUCGCAUGAAGGAAGCUGCAGGUAUGGAGCCGUCUCUCAGUGAGGUCCGCUUCUCAACGCGUAAUGCUGCGAAGGUCUCCAACUACAAUGAAGAUGACGAGGACGAGUCAAUAUUUGAGGAUGACCCUGAGGAUAUGACUGCGAACUACUGGGCUCAAAACUACAUGGAGGAUACUCGACCUGCCGUGGAUGUGGUACUCAACCACCGGCUGAAGGACGGUGUCGACCCCAAAAAUCCAGACGUCGACCGCCAUGAUUUUGAGUUUUACAUUAAGUGGCAGGAUAAGUCACAUUACCACUCCACGUGGGAACCCAAUGAGGCUCUCGCCAACUACCGGAGCACGCGCCGUGUAGAUAAUUACGUUCGUAAGGUUCUGAAUGAAGACCUUCGCCUCCAGCACGACCCAUAUGCCGCUCCCGAAGACCGCGAAAAGUGGAACCUUGAUCGCGAACGUGACGUGGAGGCGAUUGAAGACUACAAGCACGUUGAGCGAGUCAUUGGUGUGCGGGAAGGCGAGGAAGGCUCCGAGUACCUCGUCAAGUGGAAGCGCCUCUUCUACGAUUCCUGUACCUGGGAGCCGGAAGACAUCGUCAGUGAUAUUGCCCAGCAUGAGGUGGAUCGCUUCCUAGACCGUUCCUCUCGAGUCCCCGUUUCCGACAAGAACGAAACAAACCCAGCCACACGCAAAUCAUUCGAGCCUAUCCACAGUACACCGUCCUACCUCCAGAAUGGCGAACUCAAGGAUUUCCAGGUCAAAGGUCUGAAUUUCUUGGCGUUCAACUGGGUCAAGGAUCGCAAUGUCGUGUUGGCAGAUGAAAUGGGCUUGGGCAAGACGGUCCAAACAGUCUCAUUUAUCAAUUGGCUACGCCAUGCUCGGCGUCAACAAGGUCCCUUCAUUGUCAUCGUUCCUCUGUCUACCAUGCCCGCCUGGGCAGACACGUUCGACAACUGGACUCCAGAUCUCAAUUAUGUCGUCUACAACGGUAGCGAGAAGGCCCGUCAAGUCCUUCGCGAUUACGAGUUGAUGGUGGAUGGAAACCCUAAACGACCAAAGUUCCACGUGCUGUUGACAACCUAUGAAUAUGCCAUGAACGACUCGCCUUUCCUGGGACAAUUCAAAUGGCAGUUCAUGGGUGUUGAUGAGGCCCACCGCCUGAAGAACCGUGAUUCGCAACUGUACAUUAAGCUGGCAGAGUGGAAAUGCCAAGCCCGUCUCCUCAUCACUGGUACACCGAUCCAGAACAAUCUUGCAGAGCUUUCCUCUCUGAUGGACUUUCUCAACCCGGGCCAGAUCCAUAUUGACGUGGAUAUGGACUUGAACUCUGAUGCUGCCUCCCAAAAGCUUGCCGAGCUGACCGAUGCUAUCCAGCCGUUCAUGCUGCGUCGGACUAAAUCCAAGGUUGAAUCCGACCUCCCUCCGAAGACGGAAAAGAUCAUUCGUGUAGAGCUUUCCGAUGUCCAGCUCGAAUACUACAAAAACAUUCUGACCAAAAACUACGCUGCCCUGAACGACGGCGCCAAGGGCAUGAAACAAUCUCUGUUGAACAUUAUGAUGGAGCUCAAGAAAGCAAGCAACCACCCCUUCAUGUUCCCUACCGCCGAAGCGAAAAUCCUGGCAGGGGCCACCCGACGUGAGGAUAUUCUGCGAGCUAUGAUUACCAGUAGGGGGGAUGGCCACCGAGUCCUUAUCUUUUGUCAAAUGGUGGGCAUGCUCAACAUUCUCAGCGAGUACAUGGAGUACCGUGGCUACAAGUAUCAACGAUUGGAUGGAACUAUUCCUUCUGCCGCUCGACGCCUCGCCAUUGAGCAUUACAACGCACCUGAGAGUACCGAUUUUGCAUUCCUGCUUUCUACGCGAGCCGGUGGUCUGGGAAUCAAUUUGAUGACUGCCGACACUGUCGUUUUGUUCGACUCGGAUUGGAAUCCCCAAGCCGAUUUGCAGGCCAUGGCACGAGCUCAUCGUAUUGGACAGACGCGGCCUGUCAGUGUAUAUCGCCUAGUCUCAAAAGACACGAUUGAAGAAGAAGUCAUUGAAAGAGCCCGAAACAAGCUUCUCCUUGAAUUCAUUACCAUUCAACGUGGUGUCACUGAUAAGGAAGCCACAGAGAUGCAAACCAAGAUGGCUCGCGUCGUUGCCGAGCCGAACUCUACCGAUGACAUUUCACGUAUUCUCAAACGUCGUGGCCAGAAGAUGUUCGAGCAAACUGAUAAUCAAAAGAAGCUUGAACAAAUUGAUAUCGACUCAGUACUGGCUAACGCCGAGUUGCACCAGACGGAGGAAACCGAGCAGAUCCAAGCUGAUGGUGGCGAGGAGUUCUUGAAAGCAUUUGACUUUGUUGAUAUCAAGGUUGAUGAUCUUUCCUGGGAUGAUAUCAUUCCCAAGGAACAACUCGAGGAAAUCAAGGAAGAAGAAAAGCGCAAGGCGGAUGAAAAAUACCUGGCUAAUGUGAUCGAGCAAAACCGGCCGCGCAAGCGCCAUGCGCCAACCGAGGAAACUCGAGACUCUAGGGAAGAACGCAAGGCGAAACGCCAAGCCAGGGCACAGGUUGCUAUUGAUGACGCGGAAGACGAAACUUCGUUGGAUCCGAAGCGUCCUCUUGGGGAAAAAGAAUACCGUUCUCUCUCCCGGGCUUUCUUGCGAUUCGGUGAUAUGGCCGACUGCGAGGAGCUCAUUCUUGAAGAUUCUCGCCUACAAAGUCGCGAUCGAGACACCGUUCGGGCUGCCCUUCAAGAAAUCACGGGCAAAGCUGCAUCUCUCGUUCAAGAAAACAUGCAGCAGAUCGAUGCGCUGAAGCAGUCGGGCAAAAACGUGACCAAGAAGGAACAAAAGGCUGUCCUGUUCGACCAUCAAGGUGUCAAGCGUCUCAAUGCCUGGACAAUUGUCGACCGACCCCCUGACAUGCGUCUUGUGCGCAGGGUGACUACGUCUAUAUCCGAUUUCAAGAACUUCCGCCUUCCAGAAGCCACAAAACCAGCGGACUACAGCUGUCCCUGGGGUGCAAGGGAAGACGGCAUGCUUUUGGUUGGCAUUGGUCGUCACGGGUUUGGUGCCUGGACCCAGAUCCGCGAUGACACUGAGCUGGGUCUCGCUGACAAGUUCUUCCUCGAAGAGCACCGUGUCGAGAGGAAAACCCAACGAGCUGCAGGAGAAGAGAAGUCCACAAAAUCUCCCGGGGCUGUCCAUCUGGUUCGCCGAGCUGAGUAUCUGUUGUCUGUUCUAAGGAACAAGCACACCCACGGAAGCAACGCGAAUGCCCGACGGGCUGUAGACAAUCAUCACCGCAACAAUAAGCGCAACGCGCGUCUGGGUAGCGGAAGUGUCUCUGCAUCUCCUGCUCCAUCUGCUCGAAAGGGCCACCGUGAGAAUGAACGGUCACGACCGCGCUCACACACCCACGGGCGGGAUGAUCGCCGGGAUGAUCGCCGAGAUGACCGUCGUGACGACCGCCGCAACACACCCAAUCAUGAUCGGCCCAGGUCCGGACAUGAUAUCAGCCGUCCUCGCCAUCGUCUCUCAGAUGCAAACCACGACGAACGUCGUCGGAAGAGCCAUGAGAACGGCGGUUCGAGUCGGGAAGAAGAUCAGGACUCAAAAUUCUUCAGACCAAUUCGAGAUAAUUUGAAGCAAGUCGCGACCAUCACCUCGAAGAACUACCCCAACAAGGCAGAUCGAGCUGUUAAGCUGCGGAGUACUAUCGAGAAAAUUGGCGAGUUCAUUCACAAUACAUUGGGCGGUGGUGAUCCUAUGCCGUCUUUAGAGCGAAGAUUGUGGGAUUAUGUUGCCGUUCACUAUUGGCCGAACAAGGAAGUGGGUGGUGCGAAGCUUCAGUUGAUGUUUGAGAAGGUCAAGGCUGCUAGUAAGCCUUCGCAGCCAUCCAAUGGAACUUAG
This is a messenger RNA of Penicillium manginii, 4431 nucleotides long. RefSeq names its product chromatin-remodeling ATPase CHD1. Bases 1 to 4431 code for a protein of 1476 amino acids. The transcript is spliced from 2 exons. Gene Ontology annotation, molecular function: ATP hydrolysis activity; ATP binding; ATP-dependent chromatin remodeler activity. Gene Ontology annotation, cellular component: nucleus; chromatin. Gene Ontology annotation, biological process: regulation of transcription by RNA polymerase II; nucleosome organization. Lineage: Eukaryota; Fungi; Ascomycota; Eurotiomycetes; Eurotiales; Aspergillaceae. The record is from RefSeq and is a predicted model, not a curated record.